AGUAAAGGCAUCAUGGAUCUUUUGAAAAGACUCAUAAUAGUUGCUGUUGGAAUAGCAUGUGUACAUUGUCAAAAUACAAAUCCAGCAAGUAAUUCAAACGCCAGAACUUUAGCUACUGGUGGUAAUGAAUUUGUUGUAACAGGAGGUGGUAACCCACCAUCAGGCGGGUCCUUAUUAGAUAUAGCGUUGGCUAGUUUUGGUACAAAUACUGGUGGACAAGCUAAUCCACAACCAGUAGAUUCAAAUCAACCACCACAAACGCAACCUGUUGGAGGUGGUAAUUUUGUGGAUGCUGUAAACAAUUUAUUAAGUACUGGUACAAGCCAAAUGGACCCUAAUGUGCUGACCAAUUUAGGUCUACCAACAGAUCAAAAUGUUCAAAAUACUGGUCCUCAACCAGUGAAUCAGGGAUUCCAAAUUAACCCAGGACAAAUGCUACCAAAUGACCCAUCAGUUACUACAGGUUUAACUGGCGGUGUACCCUUGAGGGAUCCAAAUUCCGUUCCGUUAACUGAUCCUAAUGCUGGCCCUGUUGCCUCAAGACCAGUUGGUGACCCAAAUGCCAUAGGAGGUGGUGUAGUUCAACGACCAGUUAGUGAUCCAAAUGCCAUAGGAGGUGGUGUAGUUUUCCAAGUUGAUCCGCAGAGUGGUAUGAAUCGUGGUCCUGUGAUUGGUGACACAGCUGCAGUACAAUAUUCAUCUGCAGGGAGCAUGCCCCAGAAUUUCCCUGAUCCCAAUACAGCAAGAAACGUUGUUGAUCCCAAUGUACCUUUACCCGGCGGAUCUGUCUUUGAACUCACUGGUCAACCUCAGCCUGGUAUAUACCCGACCAUGCCCAGUGCAGUAAAUACGAUCGGUCCUCAAGAAGGACCAAACGCUGGUGGACCUCUUACUAUAGUUAAUGGAAAUGGUGGCGGACCUCUUAGUAUAGUUAAUGGUAAUGGUGGCGGACCUCUUAGUACUGUUAAUGGUAAUGGUGGCGGACCUCUUAGUGCUAUUGGUGGUAAUGGUGGUGGGCGUCUUAGUGCUAUUGGUGGUAAUGCUGGUGGGCCUCUCGGUACUGUUAGUGGCAGUGCUAGAACUGGUGGUCCAACGGGUGCAGCUUUUGGAGCUACAGGAACUCGACCAGUAGAUAUUUCUCUAGCUGGUAACACUGGUAGUGUUGGAGGCCAAGUUAUGGGUGCUCCACCCAGUGGAGGAAUUUUAUCAACUUUGAAGAAUAACGGUAUGCCUGGUCCCGGUAUGCCUAAUGGUCCUUUAGCUGCUUUAAAAGCAAGCCCGGGAAUUCUGAAUAAACCUGCUCCAAAAAAUGAUAUGAUGGAAAUGUUAAUAUUAACUAUGCUAAUGGGUGGUGGUGGUGAAAUGAAUCCAGCUCUUCUUGCCAUGGCAAUGGGAUCAAUGGGAGGUGGUAAUGGUAUGAGUGCACUACCACUCAUAAUGUCAAUGUCAGGAAUGUAAAUCUUUUUAAUCAAACCAUGAUGGUUAAAUUAUAAUACUCCUUAAUAAUGUUUUUGAAUCAGGGAUGAUCGGCAUAACUUAAUCUUUCAAUUUCAUGUCUUACUUGGUAUGUAGGUCCUGGGCUGUACCGACUGUACAGGACGAACAGUUGUAUAUAAUAUUAUUUUGUAUUAUAUUGUUAAUAGUAUCUGUUGAAGGUGUCAAACAGGCACAUGGUUAGUGUUCUUUCCAUUCCGAAGUAGUGGUUAUUCUUCAUGCUUCACCUUAGAGAUCAUUUAUUUAAGAAUUGUAAAUGACAGGUUUGUACCUACUAAAAUGCAGCUGUAGCAUAUUUCGUUUUGCUUUUGACUAUGAUUAUGGUUGACAUCUCAUUUGCCAUUCCAAAUGUGUCAACAGAAGAAACGAAGUAUUGAGUCUAUAUUAAUCAUAUUGAUAUUUUAAUGCUCUGAUUUCUUUAGGGCUAUUUUGGUACUGGCCAAAUGCUUCACAGUUGGACCAGAAAUAAUUUCAUUCAGAAUUAGGAACUGUUUUAUUUUUCUUUAAAUUAAAGAAAUUGUUAUACAAAAUUAUUUUUAAAAAUAUAUUUUUUUCUUUUUAUAUAUUUUUGCUGUUGUAUAUUAUAAUGUUAUAACUAAAU
Molecule: messenger RNA, 2095 nt
Organism: Lottia gigantea (owl limpet)
Lineage: Eukaryota; Metazoa; Mollusca; Gastropoda; Lottiidae
Exons: 8
Coding region: 13-1458 (481 amino acids)
Source: RefSeq, a predicted model, not a curated record